Molecule: messenger RNA, 4701 nt
Organism: Pecten maximus
Lineage: Eukaryota; Metazoa; Mollusca; Bivalvia; Pectinida; Pectinidae
Product: cyclin-dependent kinase 5 activator 1-like
Exons: 1
Coding region: 286-1170 (294 amino acids)
Biological process (GO): activation of protein kinase activity; positive regulation of cyclin-dependent protein serine/threonine kinase activity
Cellular component (GO): protein kinase 5 complex; cytoplasm
Molecular function (GO): cyclin-dependent protein serine/threonine kinase activator activity; protein kinase binding
Source: RefSeq, a predicted model, not a curated record
UAUGUUAACGUAUUCAGUUCUAAAGCAAGGAGCUAGAAAUGACAAGAACUGUAGCUCCAUGUUGGUUUUCUCAUUGGUACGAUAAUUCAUGGAUUUUAAAAAUAGGUAAGCCACCUGGAUUGUUUGGUCUUUCAGAAACGAUGUGUGAACAACUAUGAGACUAUUUACUGGGAAUAUAAGGAUAGAGAUGUUGUGAAAAACAACAGUGACUGUGGGUAUAAAGGAGCAGUCAACACAGCAAACAGUGUCUAUUGAAACUCGGAGCACGACGCGUCGCAAUUCAUCAUGGGCACCGUUCUUUCGUUCUCUCCAAGGCCGCGGAAACCUUUGUACGAAGAUAUCAACCUAAAUAACUUCAGUUAUGAAAUUCUCAACAAUGCCAAGAAUCAAAUUCAGGCACCGACGACAAAGGAGAAGAAUUUUAAAAGACAUUCUAUAUUCCUCAGUGGACUAAGCUGGAAGAAGUUCACAGUUAACGCAGGAAAGAAAAAAGAUAAGAAUUUUCUACGAUUUUCAAAUGCGUCGGUUCGUGUGCUUCCCGGGAAAAUUGAUAACAAUUUUAACAUAGAAAAUGUCAAUUUGAAUAGGAAUAUUCCUAAAUCUGUGUCGUGUUAUAAUCUUAAAACAGAAACCGAGGAAAAGCAAUGUUCACGACGAACCAUUAUUGUGAAAAACACAGAAAAGGGAACAAGUCCAAAACGUACAGUUAUACAAGCGUCAACGUCAGAGCUGCUUAAGUGUCUGGGGGAAUACCUCAGGAAACGUUGCAAACGUUUGAGACAUUUUGAGGGCUGUGACGUCAUUAUGUGGCUAAAAACUGUAGACAGAUCCCUUCUUCUGCAAGGAUGGCAAGAUGUUGCCUUCAUCAACCCCGCCAAUGUAGUGUUCGUCUACAUGCUCAUUAGAGACAUCGUCUAUUCAGAUAUCGACAGCGAGCAUGAUCUUCAGUCACUGGUGCUAACGUGUUUGUAUCUUUCUUACUCCUAUAUGGGAAAUGAAAUCAGUUACCCUCUUAAACCUUUCCUCGUUGAGGAAAACAGAGAGCGAUUUUGGGACCGAUGUUUAUUGAUAAUCAACCGGCAGAGUUCGAGCAUGCUCAAAAUAAACAGUGAUCCAAGUUUUUUCACCGAGAUUUUCACUGAACUCAAAGCUUAUUCACCCUGUAUAUGACAACGAUUCAGUAUGUCAGUGAACAAGCUACACUCAUAAAUAGAUAUAUAUUUUGUCAUUUUCCUGACCGGAGGAGACGGAAUCCCUGUAAAGUAACCUCACAUUAACAAGGAUACUGGUGAUUAUAAAAACUGUGUCAACUGGGUACCGUGAGGGGCGAGAGUUGGUACGUAUCGUCCCCAAAGCGACGUUGAAUGGGUCAAACCGCAGAUGUAUAGUCAGAAAUCGACACUGAGGACUUCGAUUUCCACCACAAGGAUAAGGUACAACGAGGUUAAUGCCUAGCCGAGGGAAUAAGGCACAAAACGAAAAAUCACAGUCUUGAAUAGUUUUUAUGUGUUCUCGGAUCUCACUUGUGUACCCCGAGACUGAAAGGACAAUUAUCAUUACACACCGGACUAGGAUUUAACUCAAUGAUGUUCAGAUUGUCAGAUGUUCCUCCCCAGGGACUCAACGAUUGGACGGGGCAUAAAAUGCCAGGUUUGUACCUCUUGGAUCCAAACGAGCCAGCUGUUCUCAUGAACAUAACUGGUUUGAAACACAAUCGAAAUGAUAUAAACUGCCGCAAAUAUCCCAGGAACUGUCCUGCUGUUGGCUCACCAAGCUUCGUGAUAGGCAUUCGUCCUAGACAGACAUUGUAAGGAUUUAAUAUCUAACUUUAUUGUGAUGUCUAAACUGAUAUUGUUGAUAUCAGACAUAUUUUGGCGUUAUACUACCAAGAAAGUAUAUCUACGAUGUAUAUGAUUUAAGAACGAGCUUAUUACUAUCUCAGACGUGUUAUUCCGUGUAGUUUAUAAAACUGAUGAUACUUUAGAUAGCCAGUCUGCAUGUCGAUCCAAAAUCAAUAAUUAAUCAGUGGUAUGGAUUUUGUACGAAAAUGAUAUAGAUAAUAUUUGACACAUGAUAACGACAGGAGAUACGUAACGUAUUUACCAGUAGAUAUAUUGAUCAUUUGAGGUAAAGUUUAUGACAGAAUUGCCAAAUCUUGUUAUAUGUUGCUUGACUUGACUGUCGUGUUAUUUGACAGAGAAUAUAACCGCUGUCACAGUAUCAUUCUGCCAUUAUGGAAUGACAAUUAACUUUUGUCAUACGAAUUACAUAGACACACUACUACCCAAUGUUCAAUACGUAUCAAACUUUAUUCCCCAUUUUAAAUCUGUUUUUUAUCUAAAUUAAGUUACUGAAAUACGCUUUAUAUCUAAAUAAUAUUUCAUCAUUACAUCAUGAUUUGAAAUUGAUUAAAAUCGUACGAAUUGAAAUAACCACCCUUAUAUUAUCAUGAUAGCUAGGGUCUUAAAAUUUAUUUUUUCGACAAAAUCAAUUUUCAGGAUUUAUUAUCUCCUUGAUAUUUCUUCAUUCGUUUUUGUCUCCCAAUUCUAUCAUGUUACAUGAGUGAAUCUAUUUUUGACCCGUGCGGAUGCGAAAGUGUGUGUGAAAAUACUUGUAGAUGACCCGGGUGUUUUCGGGAAAUGAUGAUGGUAUAGGCUAAGAGAAUAUCGAUUUUACAAAAAAUAGGCAAAAUUGAUAUUUAUACAAAUUUAAACCGGAAAGAAAACACCUGUAUAUCUUUUUUAUUUGUUACUGAACAAACAUGCUUUUAAGAAAUCGAUCUUAUUCGACUGAUUUGGAAUAAUGGUAAAAUGUAGUCACUCUUUGGCGGCUGAACUGACUCAUACAGUAACUUAAAUAAUUGUGUGUAUAAAAAUAACUUACGUCUAAAUGGCAUCGCUUUGGUGCGAUCGAUUAGGACAAGAAAUGGCAGGGAGUGUAAUGACCUGACUAUCAUUUAGGCGGCUGGACCUACUGAACUGGUUAUUCCCAGUAUUGAUAUUGAUCAAACAGACAGUUAUGCAUGAACAACUAUCGAUGGGUUCAAUCAAUUCAGCAAUGAAAUUGAAAGAUGGGUAAUGAAUAGGAUUAGUCAUAACACCUCCAUAGCAGACGUCCCUAGGGGCUAAUCCUCAGCAUAAAAUCUUCUGCUAUGACAGUUUAUAUUUUCAAAUGCCGAAACAUACCGCUGACUUUUUAUCCUUUUCAGAAUUCAGUCUAAAAUUAGCUCAUAUAUAUAUAUAUAUUAGUUGAACGGGCACAAGUGUGUUAUUUCAUGUAACACUAAGGGGACUUUUUUUUAUAUCAAAGUGAGUAUAUGUUCUUCAUACAAAAUCUGUACAUGUGAUAUCAAUUUACCUCACAGAUGACUGUGAGUGUAUAGAAGUCAUGUGACAAUACUUAGUGUGAUCGAUUACCUAAAACAAUAAGGUAAAAACUGCGGCUGCGCAUGCGCUAAUCUUUAAACAUCGAUAAAAGAGAUACGGAAAGUACCAUAACUGUGUUGAUAAUUUUGAAGUUAAAUUUUAUGUUUUGAUAAUUAAAAAAUGAAAUACAUUGUCUUUUCUCUGUGUAUCAAAAUAAAACAAUUGUAAUCUAUACAGAUUGAUAUAUAAAUAUUUAUUAGAUUUAAAUUUCAUUCCGAUGAUAUUUUUACAUAACAUUUAUAUAUGUAAUAAAACAAAAUUAAAAAAUGAGACAUUUAGAAAAUUUCUGCACUGGCCACAAACGCUUCUUCCAUCGGGUUUUUAAUUUAAACAGAUUCAAAUGUCAGUAUACCUGUCUCGUUAGUACCGGCAAUAAACUGUCAGCAAUAUUUCAUUACCUUUGUUUCAAUGUAUCUUUCUAUUUCAAAUUUGACAAAAAUAUAUUUUAUGAUAUAUUUAGAUAUAAUCUACAAGAGACAACACAAAUCAUACGGAAAUAGGGUCAGUCAACGGUGAUGGAUGUAUGUGUGAGGGUGUGUGUGAGGGUACGGAUGUAUGUGAGGGUGUGUGUGUGAGGGCGUGUGUGUGAGGGUGUGGGUGAGGGUAACGAUGUAUGUGAGGGCGUUGAAGUGUUUGAUAGCAAUUAACUCAAUCACAUGGACUAGUAUGUAAACGGCAAAUUUGUUAUUUAUUUAGAGAGAAGAUAUGUAAACGGCAAGUUUGUUAUUUAUUCAGAGAGAAGAUGUUGUGUUCCUGCUAUGAAAGUUUCAUCAUUUCUUAAGGAUAUAUAUAAUUUGUUAUCAUCAUGAGAAUUUUUCAAUAUAUUUUAAUUGUUAUCGUGAAUUAUACAGCGGAAAGUCAAUAAUCCGAAAUCAAGUUAUCCGAAUUUUAUAAACUAGAAUUUUAUUAUCCGAAAUUGCAUACUUCAUAAGCAAACCGAUAUAGUAAAUGCCCUUUACUGGUAUACGAUAAUGGCAAUAUCAUCGGAAAUCAUAGAGAUUAAAAUGUGUAGGUCGACUUCAUUUUAACUGGUAAUCUGGAAAAAACAAAAUACAUAUUUCACUCAAAUAUUCGUGUACUGCAAUACGAAAAUUCUUAGGAUAUUCCAAAAAAAAUUCCUAUAUUUUAAAUUCAAUUAGUUCAUCAUUCUAAGCGUGCUAAGGUAAUAUUGAUUUCGGACUAGUGGUGUUCCGCUGUACGCUGGCUACCGCAUGUGAUUCCUUAGUGCUUUUUAGUUUAAUGAAGAUAUGUCAAAUAAAUUUGUCCAGUCAAUAUA